Messenger RNA from Eleginops maclovinus (Patagonian blennie), 3738 nucleotides. RefSeq names its product suppression of tumorigenicity 7 like (gene st7l). Lineage: Eukaryota; Metazoa; Chordata; Actinopteri; Perciformes; Eleginopidae. The coding region runs from base 31 to 1749 and encodes 572 amino acids. Gene Ontology annotation, molecular function: protein binding. The transcript is spliced from 16 exons. The record is from RefSeq and is a predicted model, not a curated record.
GCAGGACCAAAUCUGGCUCUCUGUCAUUCAAUGGCUGUAACCUCCAACCAGAAUGCACUUCAACAAAUCACAUUUAUUCCUGCACUGGUCGGAUGUGACUCAAUCGCACAAGGCAUCCGGAGAAACAUGGAGGACACCGCUGGCAGUAAUCCCCAAUCUCUCGGAUUUACAGAGAAAUUAAAGUCUUGGCUCUCCUGGUCAUGGACCUACGUGUGCUUCAUUUGGUUUGGCAUGGUUCUGAUCAUGAUAUACGUCCUUUGGAGCCCGCUGAAACUGCAGGAAACUCUUACCUCAGCGUCAGUGUUUCUGAAUACACUGACCCCCAAGUUCUAUGUGGCUCUCACUGGAACCUCCUCUCUCAUCUCUGGACUCAUCCUUAUAUUUGAGUGGUGGUAUUUUCGUAAAUAUGGGACCUCGUUCAUUGAGCAAGUGUCAGUGAGCCACCUGCGUCCUCUGUUGGGUGGAGUGGAGAGCAGCUCCACGACUGGUCUGUUUGCAUCAGUUAAUGGAGAGGCAGAGCCCAGGCCCAGUGUUUCUGAGUGUAAAGUCUGGAGGAACCCCUUAAAUCUGUUCAGAGGAGCAGAAUACAACAGGUACACCUGGGUGACAGGGAAGGAACCCUUAACCUACUAUGAUAUGAACCUGUCUGCUCAAGACCAUCAGACCUUUUUCACAGGAGACACUCCACAACUACGGCCAGAAGAUGCUGUUAUGCAGAAAGCCUGGAGAGAGAGAAAUCCUCAAGCCAGGAUCAGAGCAGCCUACCAGGCCAUCGAAAUGAACCAGGAAUGUGCUGCUGCCUAUGUGCUCCUAGCAGAGGAGGAAGCAACAACUAUCACAGAAGCUGAGCGCCUCUUCAAAAAAGCAUUAAGUAUUGCUGGAAAAGAUAUCAACUUACUGGUGUACAUUAAACGCAGAAUGGCAAUGUGUGCACGCAAGCUGGGCCGGAUUAAAGAAGCAGUUAAAAUGAUGAGAGAUUUAAUGAAGGAGUUCCCACUGCUGGGAAUGUUAAAUAUACACGAAAACCUCUUGGAGGCACUUCUAGAGCUUCAGGCAUACGCUGAUGUCCAAGCAGUCCUCGCCAAAUAUGACGACAUCAGCUUGCCAAAAUCAGCCACUAUAUGCUACACAUCUGCACUAUUGAAAGCACGGGCUGUAUCAGAUAAGUUCUCUCCAGAGGCCGCGUCACGGCGAGGGCUAAGCACGGCAGAGAUGAAUGCUGUGGAGGCCAUACACAGAGCUGUUGAGUUCAAUCCACACGUGCCAAAGUACUUAUUAGAGAUGAAGAGCCUGAUCCUUCCUCCAGAGCACAUUUUGAAGAGGGGUGACAGCGAGGCAGUGGCAUAUGCUUUCUUCCACCUGCAGCACUGGAAGAGGGCAGAAGGAGCCUUAAACCUACUACACUGCACCUGGGAGGGCACCUUCCGGAUAAUUCCCUACCCACUGGAGAAGGGUCACCUGUUUUACCCCUACCCAGGAUGCACAGAAACGGCAGAUAGAGAACUGCUGCCCUCGUUCCACGAGGUGUCUGUGUACCCAAAGAAAGAGCUUCCCUUCUUCAUCCUCUUCACAGCAGGCCUUUGCUCCUUCACUGCCAUGCUGGCCAUGCUCACACAUCAGUUCCCUGAGCUCAUGGGUGUCUUUGCCAAAGCAUUCUUCAGCACACUCUUUGCACCCCUGGGCUUCUUCGCUGACAAGAUGGAAAGCUUCAUGCCGUCCAGUUUUUGGCACCAGCUGACUCGAAUCUGACCCCAACACAAACACACACACAGCACACAGACACACAUACACACAUACACACACACACACCAAUACCACUCCAAACCCUCAGACAUAAAGUGUUUGCUCUCCUGUCUUCAGCAUUACUCUCCACUUGCUGCAUUGUUACUGAUUAUGUUGGCUGAGGUUGUAUCAUCACGGCAAUACGCUGUCAAGAUACUCUCCCACACUGUUCCAGCAGCAACAGUUUUCCAAAAGCACAUUUACUAAACACUAUUUUAAACGAUUUCACAGGGUCGUUCACCUGUCAUUAUGUCAGCACUAGGCGAAGUUUUUGAGUUCCCCACAAAACCUGGCUGUAGAUUACUUUGUCCAAAAAUCAUAUAAGUGACUUGUCAGAGAUUGUUCCAUCACGAUAAUGAAUUAAAUCAUGAUAAAAGCGUAAACAGAAUGUUUUAUAUACUUCUAUGACUUCUGUCUAAUCAAAUAAGUCAGUUUAAACCAAUGUCUUACUGACAACAGGAAACAGAUACAAUACUAUGUACUUUACAAGGUGAACUGUAGACAAUUUUAACCAAUAUUAUACUAUUUCACUGCUCAAUUAUUUCUAUGCAUCACAAAAUAUCCCUCCGUGUAUUUGGAAUGACUACUUUUGUGUCCUUCGUCAACCCUUGGUGCCCUGUAGACAUCCAAUGUGACAGAUUUAAACUUAUGUAAGACCUCCAAAACAGAGCUGGGAUUUACACCCCUGAAGGGCCUGCAGUGUAUACAGCACCUCUGCAGUUUAACAGUUGUUUCCAUGGCAUAACACCUCAGCACUAUAUCACUGGUGCAACAGACGCCCCCUAAACAUCAACUUGUUAUUAUCGCUGGUUACAGUUAGUCUGUUAGUCAACUUCUCUUUUCCCCAAUCAAUUAUUAUGCAAACAUAGCAGUACUCAUACAGAGAACAUACCAGCACAGGAAUUGUAACAAAUUACAUUACUGUUGUUCAAAGUACACCCUUAAAGGAGAAAUUGGUGGAACAUACAGGCACACUUUUUUUUUUUACCAUCUAAUAAUUUUUUUAUCAGACUAAAGAUGCCAGCAUCCCCCUGUUGUAAAUGAUAAUGUAAAAGCUGACUGAUAAUGUGAUAACCUGUCAGAAACAAAUGGGCCUGGUUUGAGAUCUGAAAGCCUGUAAGUGUAAUAUAUAUAUAUAUAUAUAUAUAUAUAUAUAUAUAUAUAUAUAUAUAUAUAUAUAUAUAAUACGUAUAUAUACUCUACGUGAAAUGUAAUGAUUGAAGUUGAAACAUUCAACUGUUACACCACUUAUUUGUGAAUGAUAAGAAAAUGAUGCUGCAUCAUCCUGCAUUUCUAUUACAUUAACAGGUUUAUUACAUUGUAAACCUUUUAGGGCAGACCUGUUUACUUUACUUUGUCAAGUUAAGUUACCUCAUAUUAUAUAGAUGCAAUACAAUAUAGAGUACGAAAAUGUACUUAAAAUCUCAUUCUACAUUAAAUUUGAUAAAACUUGAUAAUAAAGUGCCUUGUAGUACAUCCCAAUACUCACACACUCUAAUUUGGCAUUUAUUGUUUAGUGGCUACUCCGUUCAAAUAUGAUGGAUUCAAUUUGAUAUAUAGAGCAUUAAAAAAAAUGUUUUUUUCUGUAUUUGUUGAUUGUUCAAUGAUUAUCAUAAUUACCGUAGAUAGAGCAGCCAAGUAACAAUGGCAAACAUACUUGUGAAAAAGUAGAAAAGGGCCAGCUGGUAAUGAUGUAAUGACAUUAAAGAAAAUAGUGUUACUACAGUUUGUUCCAAAUUUAGAUUGUAUUUUUAAUAUGAUCUACUGCAACGAUUCUGGUUUGCAUCCGGUCUGUAAUAUGUCUGUUUAAAUUUGUGACAUUUGAAAUGUGAAAUAUUAUUAUGUGCAGCUGAAAUGUAUAAGAAUACAUGCUGAAGACAGGAGACUGUUGAAGAAUUGAACUCCCAUUGGAUGAGUUUGGAAGCAAACUCACAAUAAAUUUCUCUUUCAGUGUAA